AGACAAGACAGUGAAUGUCAUUUGUUGUUCUGUACAGAUUCCGUGAUUGCUUGACUUUUGAAAUGCACAAACAUUUAAAUUGUGUCUUUUCUGGAUGAUUUAUUUGUAUUCAUGGAGUUACUGCAAAAUUAGAAUUUACCUGAAUUUAAGUUGUUAUGUUUUGUUUGGUUUAAGUAAAUACUCAAAAUGGCGGAUAUUUCAAUGUCACUUGCCAUAGGCUCUGAUGAAAUUAAGGAUUUUAUUUGUUUGUCAUGCAAAGAGCAAGCUAAUGCAGAUUUUUACUGCAAAACAUGUUUGAAACUUUAUUGUGGAAAAUGUAUUCAGUUACAUGAUAAGUGGUUUAAAAAACAUUCAGCUUAUGGAAGGAAUGACAUGAAAGAAUGGCCAGUUUCGAAACAGGUGGAGGAAUUUCUAUUAAAGUGUGAAGCACACAAAGACGAACAAAUUGAAAUGUUAUGUGAUGACCACAGUCAGCUGUGCUGUACAAAGUGCGCCUUCCUGAAUCACAGCCAGUGCAGUAAAGUUACUCUGAUUUCGGAGAUGAUCAACACGCAGCCCACGGACAUACUGGGACUGUUAGUGGAGCUGGAAACUUUCCUGGGGGAAAUCAAAAGCCUGCAGAUCAGUCAGGAGCUCAGUGUUCAGUCAUUGCAGGGAGCAUACAAGGAACAUAAAGCAUUCGUAAAAAAACAAAUGCUUGUUGAUAUAAAUACUACCAUAGAUGAAUGUGGUAAUAGUUUUGUGAGUACAUCGGGCAAAAAUGAGCCAUAUUUAAAAGAAGAAAUGUGUUGGAGUGUUCUUUCUAUCUUGAACGAAUUUGAUAAUAUUACUGUGAAGGUACUUAACGAGAUGAAAGAUGAAGUUAUAAGCAUAAAAGGGUCAAUUAAAAGUUCUAUUGAUAAAUGCACUGGUCUUCACAAUGACUUGUCACUAUUCCAUGAAUUUGUUCAGAAAAUUAGAGAUAAUAAAGAGCUCUGCCUUAUAGCCAGCAUAAAAUGUAAGCACAUAAUACAGCAGGCAUCAGCUCUUCUAGGCAAAUCAGGCAAGGUGUUUUAUGUCCAGGGGCAUUAUGAGCACAAUGUGAGGAUAGCAAGUGAUUCAGAUUCAUGUGUUAACACAGGCAUAUGUGUUCUUCCUGAUGGGCAGGUCCUGGUUGCAGACUGGAGUAAUAAGACAGUCAAGCUGCUGAACCAGCAGUACCAGGUGGUGAGUCACUGUAGUGUUACUGCUGAACCACGGGAAAUGUGCCAGAUCACACCCAGUGAGGUUGCAGUGGCUGUGGAUAAAUGGGGUAACACACAUGAGGCCCAGUUUAUCACAGUCGCACAAAGCCAACUUGUCCUAGGCAGAAAACUUCAGUUACAACAUAGAUGUAAAGGUAUUGCCCAUCACCACGGAGACCUGUUCAUCUGCUCUGAUACUGCAUUGUACAAGUACUCACUGAGUGGCAAACUGGUCUGCAGACUCUAUGAGGAUGUAUCAGGUGCUGAUACAGUAUGGAAGUGUGCUGUCAGUCCAACCGGGGACAAGCUGUACAUUUCCAGCCCCUUCCAUCACAAGCUCCUCACCCUGGCCAGAGAUGGGACAGUCCUGGCUACAUUCACAGACCCAGCACUAGAGCGCCCAUAUGGUCUACAUGUGACCCCUGCAGGCCAUGUGCUGGUCUGUGGAUGGAGGUCCCACACUAUAGUACAGGUGGACUAUGAGGGAAGGAGAAAGCUGGCCACUCUGUCUACAAGGGAGAGGGAUGGAGUGUGGUACCCAGAGUCAGUGUGCUACAGCAGCACCACAUCAACCAUCAUUGUGGGACAGUGGGGGGGCAACAACAUCCUGGUGUUCAGAGUACAAUAGUGUGUACAUUGUGAAUCCUGAUUAGCCAUACAGCUAAUACAGCUGGCUAUUCAGCUUGGACUGUUAUGAAAGACCAACCAUGCCCCAUCUGGGACGCUUUGUCAGCUCCCGUCGGAACCCAUUUCUCCUGCAGGCUCAUAUAAAACUGAUCUUGGAACACCUUAAGCAUGCCCGGUGAAAUCUACUUUUCUGGAUGAAAGUAGGCGCCUCAAGAGUUGUCAAGUAUACCAGGCUAUGUCACCUUCGGACAGCAGCCUGUCCCUGCACACAAGACCCCUACACAUCCUAACAGAGAAACAGCAGAACACACAUUGCCAACAUUGACAAGCACCAAGGCAUGGAAUGCGCGUAUACGACAUAUGACAUAAGAAUGCAACAAUUAAGCUCUUGAGGUCUAUACUGAGCCGAUGACAUCCCGAAGAACAAUAUCUAUAGAAGUUGAAGUACAUAAGACACACUGGUCAGCCAAAGAAUCAUGUUCUGUGAAUAGCAAGAAUGUUACUUGAGCCAGGGAAUCAUGUUCUGUGAAUAGCAAGAAUGUUACUUGAGCCAGGGAAUCAUGUUCUGUGAAUAGCAAGAAUGUUACUUGAGCCAGACACUGAAACUGUACUAGCCUCAUUGUUGUCUAGGUGGAAGUGACUGGGGUUGAAAUAGUUGUCUAGUGGGCAGCAGAAAUGGAACCCUAGCCAGACGCUGGACAUGUGCUGACAUCCAAUUUGUCAAGGUGGAAGUGACUGUGGUUGGAAUAGGUGUCUAGUGAGCAAUAACAAUGGAACUCAAGUCAGACACUUUACAUGUACUAACCUCCCUCCUGUUGAGGUGGAACUGACUGUGCCUUUAAUAGUUGUCUAGUGAGCAACAUAAAUGGAACUCUAGCCAGACGCUAAACAAGUACUGACAUCCAAUUUGUCUAGAUGGAAAUGACUGUGGUUGGAAUAGUUGUUUAGUGUGUAGUGGAAAUAGAACUUCAGUUAAACAGUGCUUGGGAUAGCUGUCCAGUCAAGAAUUACAAGCCAAAUCUUGUCAGACGAUAGCCACCCACGCUCGGUACCCGGAAGUGCCAAACCGGUGAACAUCGCUCGAUGUACGCUACCGGACGACGCCUCUCAUCACCCCAGACCAGGAAGCGACCUACGGGGAAACAGCAUCCAUUGCAUGUCACAGUCUGGUAACAGCACUGCAGGCUCAAGUCUGGAUAAGAUGGGUAAUCCUGGCAUGACAGAAGUGGUUACAGCGGAUGCAACCAGAAAUUUUCGACGAACAGCCUCAAACAUCCUAAACUUUUAGCAAACGAGGACCACGUGUUACUGCGAGUAGGUUCGUUCAAUUGUAAAGAUAUGAAAGCAUCAACACACGCUAUUUUAGAAAUGUCGAAACAAUGUCACAUUAUAUUACUACAAGAACACUGGCUCUUUCAAAUUCAAAUUUCGCUCCUCGGUGAAAUAUCCGAUAAACUAGACUACGCAGGUAAAGGGUCAGACGUUAAUGAUCCUUUAUUGCCUAUCCAAUUACCUCGAGGAUAUGGUGGAGUGGCCAUACUGUGGGACAAAUCUAUAAGCAGUUUCGUCAAACCCCUCCAUGAAGGCUCGGAAAGAAUCCAAUGCGUGGAAAUCUGCGACAGAAACGCAUGCAAUAUGAAAACUCUCAUUGUGUGUGUAUACAUGCCAUGUCGGGGGUACAGUACUAGUGCUGAUGACUUUUGUAGUGUCAUUGAUGAACUUUUUGAGAUUAUCUCUAAGUUUAGAAACUCUCACAACAUCCUUAUAGGCGGCGACCUAAAUAUAGACCUUAGAACGCAAAACUCCGAAAGAAGACGAUCCUAUAUUGACAAUUUCAUAGACGAAUUUCAACUGGAAUAUACAUGUGUAGGCUCUACGUUCUUCCAUCCAAGUGGGGCGUCUGAAUCUGAAAUAGAUUACUUUCUAGCGACAAACUCUAACCACUUUAUACACAGAAAUAAAGAAGUUCUUCCAAUAGUGUCAAACGUCUCUGACCACGUGCCAAUCACAGUUAUUAUAAAACUUGAGCUCACAGCAAAACCAUCAGGAGACUGUACUAAGGCUAAAUUAACUAUUAUGAAUAGUGUAAAGUGGGACAAAAUUGAUAAACAAAAUUAUGCUGAUCUCGUUGCUUCAAAGCUCAAUAAUUGUGGAUCGCGUAUUAAUCAACCGAUAGAAAAGUCAGUUACUGAAAUUUGUAAUAUUAUGUGCCAUGCAGCUCAUGAAGUACAGGGAGAAAGGAAAAAACCAAGAAACACUAAACCCAAAUUAGCAAUAUGGAACAAUGAAAUAUCUCAAUCCUUAAAGAAUCUCAGAAUAAUAAACAAACUAUGGAAAGCGAAUGGUAGUAAGAUUGACCCGUGUGACCAAACAUUCAUUGAAAGAAAGAGCGCCAAGAAGGAAUUUAGGCGACUAUGUAGGGUUAGUGCCGCUAAGAAAUUGUGCGAUGAGAAACAAGAGAUUAUGAACUCUAGAUCAUGUGACAAGAAACUAUUUUAUAAACUGAUUAAUAAACAGAGAGGAUCCCUGAAACAAGUGGUUGAAGAUCUAUAUGUAGGAGAAACACUCUACUCAGGAACAGAUGGUAUUCUCGAGGGGUUCAAAGCACACUUCGAGCACUUAGCACAACACUCAGAUGACACCAAUUUUGAUAAAACCUAUCAGAGUCAAGUUCAAUGUGAGAUAUCCGCAAUCACCAAUAUCGUCUCCAACUCACCUGUGAUUCCUGUGACAUCUGCUGAACUGACAAAAGCCCUGAAAACAAUUCAUAAAGGUAAAGCGGCGGAUAUUUUUGGUAUUAACAUAGAGCACGUUGCAUUUGGCCCGGACAGUUUAAGAACUAGUAUUCUUGAAAUCAUCAACAUUAUCUUCAAUAACCGAGAAAUUCCUACCUGUUUGAAAAGAGGUAUCCUAACCCCGGUCUUUAAAAAGAAAGGUGUCCCAUCUGAAGUAGGGAACUACAGAGGAAUAACAGUACUACCUACUUUGUGCAAAAUUAUAGAGACAAUUUUAAGAAAUAGAAUUCAAGACUGUAUUUUAAAAGUGCAAAACGCUUCACAACGAGGCUUCACGUCAGGGUCCUCCCCCUUAAAUGCUGCCUUUAUCCUGGAAGAGUACUAUCGCGAGUGUACAGACCUAAAAACCUCUGCUCAUGUGGUGUUCUUAGACGCCAAGUCAGCGUUCGACGUGGUCGACCACUCCCAACUUUUACGCAGACUCUACCAUGCAGGUAUAAACGACGGUCAUUGGCUCCUCUUGAAAUCCUUGCAUGAAAACUCAUCCAGCGUGGUCAAGUAUAGGUCCCAAAUAAGUGGUUCCUUCGAUAUAUCACAAGGAGUACGUCAGGGAGGGAUCCUCUCCACGGACCUCUACAAGCUCUACGUCAAUCCUUUACUGGAUAGGUUAGCCGACACCGGACGAGGUGGGCGAAUUGGCACCGUACUCGCUAAUAGCUCAGCGUGCGCAGAUGAUGUAUGUUUAAUGGGUAGAGACCACACAGAUGUACAGCUAAUGAUAAACAUGUCCCUAUCAUUUGCAAAUGAAGAACGUUACCUUCUUCAACCCACAAAGACUGUGGCCUUAAAUAUCAAACCUUCCAAAAGAACAACAAUCCCUAAAAGUGAAUGCUUCAAACUGGGUGAAACUAACCUCAAUCAUGUCGAUACCUCCGUCCAUUUAGGUAUAACAAGAACGACGUCUGUCUGUGAAACAGCUGAAGUGAACGUAGAAGGGAACAUCUCAAAGGCAAGACGUGCUCUGUACAGUCUCCUUGGAGCCGGGAUGCACGGUCAUAAUGGUCUGGACCAUAAAUCAAUGCUGGAUCUUUAUAAGUCAUUUGUUCUUCCUGUGCUCACCUACGGCAUAGAAAUAUUCACACCAAAUAGUACUCUCAUCAAACAACUGGACCUGUUCCAAAGGAAAACUAUUAAACAGAUACUUUCUCUGCCAAAUAAUGCUGCAGAUCCCUGUGUGCUUAUCCUUACAGGACUUUUACCAAUUGAAGCAUUAUAUCAUCUGAAAAUCUUAAACUUUUUCAACAAUAUAUGUGGCCAAAAGGAGUCUAGUAUUGAACGCCAAAUUGUGGUACGACAACUUUCUGUGAAAUCAGGAAAAUCCUCAUCAUGGAUAAACUGUGUGCUCCCUCUCCUUGUAAAAUAUGACCUAGGAGAUGUUGAUGAUUAUCUGCAAAACCCUCUUAAUAAAUCCCAAUGGAGAUUAAAGGUACAUAAAACGGUAGUGAAUUAUUGGAAAGAAUAUAUCGAUAGGAUCGCCCGCACAUAUUCCUCCUUGAAAUACAUGAACAUUCAAUAUUCACCUGGCAAAUUUCAUCCUUUGAUACAAGUUGGAUGCUCCUCAGCACUAGAGGUAACUCGACUGCCUACAAGAUUCAGGCUACUCACCGGCACUUACGUACUCCAAGUAAAUAGAUGCCGCUUCAACCAGUAUGCCAUAAGCGCAGUGUGCCCGAACUGUAAAGUGGAAGAUGAAACAGUCGAACACUUCCUGUUACACUGCUCUGCAUUGGAACAGGUAAGAGCCCCAGUUAUGUGCCGAAUCUGGAAUUUACUGGAAACUAUGGACCUCACCAAACAAGUUACUUCCCCUGCUCUACUAGUCCAAACCCUCAUUGACUGGUCAAUCAUAGUCCCAAACCACCCUUCAUAUAGAGACAAAAUGCUUAUGUUAGAAUUUCAUAUACGAAGACUAUUCUUCCACUUACAUACUACAAGAUAUAGGCUUUAUAAAGAACUGUCUGGAAACUGAGGACUUCUUGGUUGCAUGGCAUGCGGUCUAGAUACUUGUUCUGUGUUUGUAAUGACUGAUGUGUGUAUAUAUAUACGAACCCUGUGAUGUACGUGUGAAAGAAAAUAACAUGUGGUCCAUGUCCCCAACGUCUGUAAUCACUCGCGUGUAUAUAUAUGUGUACUGUACGAUACACCUGUGAAAACUGUGCAAUGACCGUGAUGUGUAUAUAUAUGUACCUUGUGAUAUACCUGUGAAACUAUGUAUAUAGGAACUAGUGCGGUGAUGGUGUGAUAUUUAUACUAUGGACUUGUACUCCCAGCAACCACUGGGGUUCGCCAUCUUUGGCGGUGAAGAAUACACAGAUACAGAUACAGAAUGGCACCGGAUCAUACCAGAAAAUAUUGACUGCUUUGAGAUUAGUGUGUUCUUGUAUUCUCGAUAUUCUCUACUUUAAGUUAACAUUUUUCACCAAACCAAUAUUCCACGGAAUAACUAUUCAGUAAUUGUUUUACUCGUGUUCAGUAACAAAAACGUCGAUUUGCAGUGAGAAUCUUUAUUGACCAACAGUACAAAACCUGUUGAAACGGAAAUAAAAAUGCAGAUAUUAGUCCAUAUAAACGAUGAAAUUAACACUUCUGAGCUAGUUUCCUGAUAAAAAAGCAGCAUAAAUCUUGUGAAGUAAUUGCCAUGAUGAGUGACGGUUUAGUUCGUAGAAAAACCAGUAUUUUAUAUGUCGAUUGCUGGCACCGGACAAUGCAUGAAGUAGGCACCGGAUAAUAGCCGAGACUAAUGAAAUAUAGUAUAGUACGUUUAAAGAAUAUAUUGGAUCCUGCUGAUAUGAAAGACGAACAGAAACGUUAAUUGAACAACGUAAACUUUACGAAUACGAAGACAGAAGGAAAUACCCUGCCAAGUGAAGGAAGUUCCAGAACUACAGAAACGUCAUUACACUAAAGCAGCACUAGAAGCUGAAGUAGGUCGUAUUGAUGGAGCAACGAAAUUUCUUUUUCACGCUCGAAUGCAUCUGACGCCCUCGGCUUUAAGAAACCACCACGAGUCCGUUUCCUGUCACCAGUAUUUGACGUAUUUGAAAUAUCAUUAGAAAGCCGAGCGGAUAUCAAACCCGUGACUUCCCGGUCGCAAGGCGGACACCACAACCAUUUCAAAAGUGCGGCUGUAAACUAUCUCUGAAACAAUAACAAACAAUACUUGAAUAAUCUGCACUCGACAGAAAGGAAAAAAUCAUCCUGGUGAUUUGUGAGUAAAAUACACAAUGCGAUUUGUUUAAUGUAACGUUAAAUAACAUGUGUAAAAUUUGUGAAUGAGCAAACAAAAAAAGUUUGAAUAAAGUAUGAAGCGUGAAUAUUGCGACCCAAUCAUGUAAGUUUCAUGGUAUGUGUUGGCGUGUGUAGUUGGGGAUAUUUUUCGUUAUGUUUGGUGUAUGUGCGAGCCUGUAACUAUAAUGUGUGUUUUGUUUUAUCAUGAGCAUGUUCUGAUCCUUUUAAUGCAUGCCCUUUUCUAUCCUUAAUAUUAUAUUAUUAUAUUAGAAUGUUAACAUUGUAAUACUGUUUGUAUCUUAAAUGCUUACUAUUGUUGUAAUGUUUAUGCCAAUAACUCAUUUUGAUACAGAAAUCGCUAAAAUACACGUGUGAUCAUUAAUUGCACCGUUUAUUUCAUUGUAUUAGAUGUUAAACGUGCGUUUGUGUUGUUAUUAAAUAUCAAUAUUUAAUUUUGACUUUUUUUUUACCUGGCAGUGUUUUCAUACACAAUAUGUUUAACUUUAAUAAUAAAUCGUUGUAGUACUGUAAGAGAAAUAAGCAAAUAAUAUUAAUGGAAAUAAAAACAACAUUUGAAACAAAAUCUUACAAUGCUUGAAGAAUCUGCACUAAGUGGAUUGGAAAAACCUUCCUGCUGAUGUCUGAGUCAAAUACAUUUUGUUUUCAUUUGUUUGAUGUGUAAUUUGAUGUUAAAUAAAAGUGUUACAUGUGUAAAGUGCUUUAUUACGGUUUUAUAGUGUUCUGAAUAAUGUAUUUAAAAUGUACUUAGCCUUGCAGCGUGAUCAUGUUGCUUUAGUUUUGUUUGUUUUGGUGAUCUUAUGGGUAAUAUUUUUUCAAUAUGUUACUUUGGAUGAAUGCGUGAUGUAGUUAUCUUUGAAUCUGUGCGUGGUUUGUUUCCUUUGAAUGUAUGCUUCUUUUCCUUUUUAUUAAAAAAAAUGUUAACCUUAUUACCUUGUUUGUAUCUUUAGAAAACGAUUGGGUAGAGCAAUUGUUGUAAUGUUAAUGUCCAUAACCAAUGAAAUUCAUAACUCGUCGUAUAAUCUAAGAUCAUAUACUCUAGUUUAUGCUUAAUGAAGUAUAUUUCUUGUUAAAUACUAACUGGACACACAUGUUCGUCAUUCACUUACACUAAAAUACCUGUUUUCUAUCACUGUGUAAGAUAUGCCUGCAGGUUUGUUUCGAGGUAAAUAAAGGUUAACUACCAAA
Molecule: messenger RNA, 9079 nt
Organism: Dreissena polymorpha
Lineage: Eukaryota; Metazoa; Mollusca; Bivalvia; Myida; Dreissenidae
Exons: 9
Coding region: 187-1851 (554 amino acids)
Biological process (GO): proteasome-mediated ubiquitin-dependent protein catabolic process; protein polyubiquitination
Molecular function (GO): zinc ion binding; ubiquitin protein ligase activity; protein binding
Source: RefSeq, a predicted model, not a curated record